UAUCUAUAGGAGCCCAAUUUUACGUACAAGCAACUCUCUCCUAUCUCUCAACCUCCACCGGCCCCCUUCUCUCUAUAAAUAUUCCUCAGGAAUACCUCAUUUUCCAGGAAAUUAAGGAACUUCACCCCCGCAUCCAUCUCCCCAACCCUACCAAAAAUGGCUAAAUCCAGCAGCUCUUCCUCGUCAACUUCCGUCUCGGACAAAACAUUUACAGGUCUCUCCAACCUUAUCAAGCUCCUCCCGACAGGAACUGUCUUCAUAUUCCAGUUCCUGAACCCUGUCCUAACCAAAAAUGGUGAUUGCAGCCCUGCCAACAAGGUCCUCACCAGCAUUCUCAUUGGACUUUGCGGCCUUUCCUGUGCUUUGGCUAGCUUUACAGAUAGCUACAAAGGCAGCGACGGGCUAGUUCAUUAUGGUAUAGCCACGGUUAGUGGUAUUUGGCCUUCUACAAACUCGGGUUCAUCUAACUCGUCAAGCUACAAGCUGAGGAUCAGCGACUUCGUCCAUGCAUUCUUCUCUGUCAUCGUCUUCGCCGUGUUGUCUCUGUUGGAUUCCAACACCGUGAAGUGCUUUUAUCCAUCGUUUGAGUCUACGGAGAAGGCUUUGCUCAUGGCUUUGCCUCCUGUCAUCGGUGCAAUCUCGGGAGCAGUCUUCAUGGCAUUCCCUAACAGCCGCCAGGGCAUAGGCUACCGUUCGAGUACUGAUUCCUCAAGCUCUUAGGACGACUCCUACUUUGCUUGGUUCAUGAAUAAAUAUUAAUUGGUUUAUCAGGAUUGUUAGAAAAAAAUUUGUAAUCUUCUUUGUUUGUUCUUUCCCUUUUUACUUUGUAAUCAAAAUAUUGGUUUGGUGAAAUGUAAGAGGGGAGGAGGAGGACCCCUUGAAUUAUUUUAUGUACUAGGGUUUGAUGUAUUAUGAGAUAAUGGUAUAUUUCCUUCUAAGCUUUUCUUAA
Messenger RNA from Theobroma umbraticum, 949 nucleotides. RefSeq names its product protein DMP2-like. Lineage: Eukaryota; Viridiplantae; Streptophyta; Magnoliopsida; Malvales; Malvaceae. Gene Ontology annotation, biological process: endomembrane system organization. The record is from RefSeq and is a predicted model, not a curated record.